CGCUAUUUGUAGGCCUCACGGGGAGCCCCGAAACCCUGACAAGCUGGAGGCCUCCGGAGCUCACCUGUGGCUGAACUUGGCGGCUGCAUAUAGGCGGCAUCAUCGGCCAACCUGGGCCAGCCGGUGAGCUGGACAAUCAGGCGAGGAAGAUCUGUCAUUUGGGCGUAAAACACCGCCAUAUUUGGCGGGAAAGUCCGGCUCCCGGUCAACACUGUGAGACAAGUUGCCAAGCCAGCUGAAGUCGACUUCAGAGGCAUUUCUGAUCAAUUUUUUUUUGGGGGGGGACGAUCAUAUCAAUUUUUGGGCAUUUUAAAUCACUCAAAUGGCGCUAUUUCAACAGCUCGUGGAGGAGGCAGAUGUUUCUUGGGCUUUCACUUAUAGGGAUUUUACUGCUACCGUGGUUCCAUUCUCAUUUUUCACCAUCGCCUCUUCUCUCGAAGCCGGGCCAUCCUAUGAGACCUUGCUUAUCAACACCAGCAAAUGUGCUGUCCUGAGCUUUCUACUGCUCUACACCUUCACCAAAAGCAAUCAGAUUAACGGCAUCGAAGAAGACAGAAUCAACAAACUUAAUCGUCCAAUUGUCUCUGGGCGUGUCAGUCUCCAAGGAGCUUACGCAAGAUAUGGUGUCUUCACACUUGGGUGUUUAUUACUCGCCUUUGCUAUGGGCGUAGAGGCAGGAGCCGUAACAUUCAUGGUUCUGGGCGAUCUCCACAACUUCACCGAUAUCUCUUCCUUCGGUCCGGCUAAAGAUUUCACAACAACGGGUGGCCUCACAUCUGGGCUUUACACCGCCUGGGUCCUUGGGGGAGGAGACAAACGCCGUGGCAUAAAUUGGAUUGCCUGUCUAUCCAUCAGCCUUCUCUUCACUAUCUCAAUCCAGCACCUCGGGGAUGUGAUAGGUGACGCAGCAUCGGGCCGAUACACCACCCCAUGGAUGCUAGGUAAACCAUACGGCAAGUUCUGUUUUUAAAACAAUUUAUCCAACAAAGUUGACGUAUAAAUAAUAGACAGGGUAUACAUAGGCAUCUGCAUGCUCUUCGUGCGAGCAACGACACUUACGAGGCAAUAUUUUGGGGGCGGGAAUUUAUACGCCUCGAGGAUAUGCGCUGCUCUGGUUGUUAUGGCGGAUGUUUUUUUGGUGGCGCGGAUGUUUACGUUGCAGAGUACUGGGGAG
Molecule: messenger RNA, 1174 nt
Organism: Pseudogymnoascus verrucosus
Lineage: Eukaryota; Fungi; Ascomycota; Leotiomycetes; Thelebolales; Thelebolaceae
Exons: 2
Coding region: 323-970 (215 amino acids)
Cellular component (GO): membrane
Molecular function (GO): transferase activity, transferring alkyl or aryl (other than methyl) groups
Source: RefSeq, a predicted model, not a curated record